AUGAAUCUUCUAAUUGAACAACGUCCAACAACAAUAACGUCUAAAAUCCAACAAAAACAAAAACAACAACAACAAUCAAAUUCAAAUGAUGUUAAUAAUAAUCUAUCAUCAUCACCGCUUAUACUUAAAAUAAAACGUCAAACGACAAAACAACAAAUCAAUCAUAGUUCAACUUCAUUAUCAAUGGCUAACGACGAUACUAAAAAUAAUAAUUCUCGUUUAACAACAACAACAACAACACAUAAUCAACGUUUAAAACGUCCUAUUACAAAUCAAACAACACGUCGAUCAUCUUCACCUGCAUUUAAUAGUAAACAACAACAACAACAACAAGCAACAAAACGUUCUGUAACAAUUGAUAAUAAUAAUAAUGAUUUAAAUCCAAAUAUUGAUGAUCUAUCAUCAAAAAAACGAUUUAAACAAGAUGAUUUAAAUCAAUCAUCAACAACAACAACAACUAAAGUGGAUGCUAGUGUUGAAACAGUCUCUAUUGGUUUGGCUACUGAGCCUGAUCAACUUGGUCCCUGUGAGCCUGGUACCAGCGUGAUUUUAGAAGGCAUCGUUUGGAAUGAAACUGACAGUGGUGUACUUGUUGUAAAUGUAACAUGGCGAGGAAAAACUUAUGUAGGUACAUUAUUAGAUUCAACUAAACAAGAUUGGGCUUGUCCGAGAUUAACAUGUGAAUCACCGACUAGUGAUUAUGAUGUUCGUAAUAGUAGUAAAACUAGUCGUGCAAAACGUUCGAAUAUAAGUGGAAAUAAUCGAUAUUCAAAUUAUCAAACAAUAUCAUCAUCAUUUCAACAAUUAUCAUCAAAUACAUUUAAUACAGGAUGUGAUGAUCGUAAACUACGUAAUAAUAUUAAAUCUCGACAAUCAAAACGUUUACAAUUAAAUACAAUUGAUGAUUUAUCAACAAUAAAUAAUUCAUCAUCAAUAAUAUCACCAUAUAUUUCAUCAACUAAUAAUGAUAUACAAUUAAUAUCAUGUCCUGAAUUACAAUGUCAUAAACAAUUUAUAUCAAAUAUAGCAUUACAAUAUCAUUUAAGUAAUGCACAUAAAAAAAUUGAUUCAUUAUCAUCAUCAUCAUCAUCAUCAACAAUAUCAAUACAACAAGCUAAUACACGUGAUGAAGAAGAUGUUGCACAUAUUCUUGCUAAUGUUGCUGAUUAUGUACGACGACCAUCACCUGAACAUCAACGUCAAACAACAUUAACAUGGCCAUGUCCACAAAUUUCAUCAAAUCUUGUUCGAUCAUCACCAUUAAAUAAUAAUGAACAAAUAUCUAUUCAUUUAUCAACAAAUCCAACGAGAUGUAUUCUUAAUAAUAAUGAAAUAAAUACUGAUCAAGAUGAAAUAAAAUCUACAUUAAAAUCAACUGAUCAUUUUUUAUUACAUAUGCAAGAUGAAUCAUCAUCAUGGACAAAUUUAAAAAUUGAUCAAACUCAUACUAAUAAAAAAUCUGUAAAAAUUCCUACACCACCACCACCAUCAUCAUCAUCAUUUGUUCCAAUAAAUAAUUUAACAUCAACUAUUCAAACUUUACCAAUAAUAUCAUCAUCACCAGCUUAUUCUGAUAUAUCAGAUGAAGAAUCAAUAACAACAACAACAACAAAUGAAAAUGAACAAAAAUCACCAUCAACAAUAAAUUUAUUAACAGCAACUAAUGGAAAAUUUGAUGAAAAUGAUCAAACAUUAAUUUCUAAUUCAACAUGGACAACAACACAAAUGCUUUUACAACAAUAUGGUCCUUAUAUGCAACAACAAACAUUUAUUGAUAAAGAUUUAACAUCAAAUCGUUUGAACAGUAGUAAAACAAAUUCAAAUAGUAGUACCAGUGAUUCAACUGUAAAAAAUAUUCUUGAUUCACGACGUUUAUCAACAACAAAAUCAUCUCCUUCAUCAUCAACAACAAGCAUAACAAAUGAUUCAAAUACAUUAUUAAAUGAUUAUCAAAAAACUUUAUAUCAUUAUCAUACAAAUGGUAUAAUUAAUGAUACAAAAUUAUCAACAACAACAACAAUAGUUAAUUCUUUAACAUCACCUAAUGAAAAUUUAUUAAAUUUAUCAACAACAAAUCCAUUAGAUUAUUCAUUACAUAAUACAUCUUCAUCUACAAUACAUCCGUCUCGGUGA
Messenger RNA from Rotaria sp. Silwood1, 2133 nucleotides. The record is from the annotation of a GenBank genome assembly. Lineage: Eukaryota; Metazoa; Rotifera; Eurotatoria; Philodinida; Philodinidae.